AUGGCAGCAGCUGACACAAUGAAUUCUCCUGGGUCAGUUGGAGAAAAGAGUUCAUGUUCUCUGAACUUGAUGGUCAGUUGUAAUGCCGACGAGGCGAAAGGCGUUGGGAUGGACAAAGGCAUUUUAAAGCGGGAUUCCGGAUUUUUUUCCAAAAAUAUGCAAAGAAUGAAAGAACUCACAAAACAAAUUCCUCUUCCUCUGGUAAAGCCGCAGAUCGACGUUGAAGAUGGAACUCCGCCUGAAUUCAAGCAAGCUGCCCUGUUGCAAAUGCUGACUGAGAAAGACUCGAGGUAUAAAGAAUGCUUCAAGAUCUUGAUGAAAAUCUGGAAUUCCCAGAUUUUCUCGUUUUUGAAGCAAAUGUUUUUAGUGAUUCUUCUGCUCGCGUCCUUUGCUCAGUCAGUCACUCAAAUCAGGAAGUAUCUCUCAAAGCCCUACUCGACCGAUAUAAAAUUGGCGGAAAUUUCGGCCUCUGACUCGCCUUGGAUCACCAUUUGCUUGGAUCCCAUCUUGAAUUUGAAAGCUUAUGAACGUGCUGACAUGAUAGCAUACGACGGAGUUACCACUGACCCCUUCGCUUCACCAUACCCGAGCAGUGCUUUAAAUGUCUUCUCAAUUCAGCGAUACAUGAGAAUGUUCAACUGCUCUUUGUCUCAAGCAAUUGUGGACUUGACGACCUCUGUGAUGUAUCACAGAGUCAUGUGCUUCACGCCUUCUUAUGCGAGUGAUCUGGAAGAUACGGGCCUUUGCGAUGUGGUUUUCAAUCGUCCAUUCCGCAAUCGCGAGGAGUUCGCAAAAUUAUUGGAGGAAUCAACGGAGCCGAUCGUUCACAGCUUUGCAUUCGGUGAUUGGGAAACAGAAUUGUUCAAUUUCAAUUUUCAGGAGGUUUUGAUGUGUAGCACGUUCAAGCCAAAAAAUCUCACUUUGUCAAUUCGAGAUACAAGGACGUUGAGGCUGAAAAUAAUGCCAGACGACGUGAAAACGACGCACAAUGUUUCUUCUCGAUUUUUGAAAGCUGGUAUACUUCCGAGAGAAAAGUGGCCGGAAAUGGUUUUUCACAUGACUCAAAAAUUCAACCAGCCGGACAUUCAUCAUUAUGACUCGAGCUACAUAGGAAUGUCCACUGCGUUUGGGUACCUUUCAGUCGAACCUUCUCCUAGAAAUCCCGUGAAAUUGUCGGAAAUGGUUCAAUUAAGACUUUCCCUGAGAAAGUAUCAAAGAGUGGAUUCGAGAGACGAUGAUAAAGAUGGAUGCACCAUGGACGAAGACGUUUUGCGAACCCGUCAUCAGAAGUACAGUCUCAUUUCUAAGCUAAGACAGCAGUCCCUUCAACCAGCAAUCCAUCAACCCUCUUGUUUGAGUGAAGAAGACCUGAGUGCAGCUUCCCAGCUCUUGAUGACCUUCAGGGAACACACGUUGGACUCGCCAUUUGAUCCUGAAGAAUUCAGGGUUUCUGCAGCAGCCGUUCUUUACUACAGCGGUCUCUAUGAUUCCGCCACAUUCAAUUAUGACUUUGCAUUGGUGCAACUGGCUCUUCCUGUACCAAUCACUGGGCUUUCAAACAUCCGCCCAGUGUGUCUCGCUUCUCAGAGCUUUGAUUUCAAUGGCUACACUGGAAUUCCUAUUGGAUGGGGUGUCUACGAAAAUGGAGUUGGCAGACAGGCCUCAGUUCUGAGGGAAACCACAGUCAGCAUUUGCAACAGGGCAGCUUGCUUGAAUUCAGGCGGAGUUCCAUCUUCAACGUCAAUCUGCGGCUUUACCAGAGGAAGAGGAAUUUGUUUUGGAGAUUCCGGUGGCCCAAUGACAGUGAAAUCGGCAGGAAAGCAUUACUUUGCUGGGUUCCCUGUUGCAACCCAUCCGGGCACUGCACCGAACACUUGCGACACGAAUAAACCCCAAUACUACACACAGGCGACGUUUUUCACCAACGUCAUAACUCAAUACGCUUGGGUCUUCGGAAACUAUUGCAGCUAUUGAUCGAUGAGACGAUUCUCCCUCGCAUCUAUACCAAGGACCAUUUAAUCCGGGCUCUGAAAAAAUAAAGAUUUCUUUCUGCAUCUGAAAUCAUUCAUCUAUUUACUUUUACACCUCACUAACGUCGACAGGAAUUUUAUGGUGAAUCACCAGCACACCAGGACACUGGUCAACCAAAAGGCAUCCAAGUUUGCUUCGAAACAGAUUGGAAAUGGAGGGUUAAACAAAGGAAAAUCAGAAAAAGUUGAUUUCAUGUCCGAACUUUCAUGAGUAAACAAUCCUUGGAGAAAUAAAACAAUUCAGCCUUUAAAAUCA
Notodromas monacha is the source of this 2286-nucleotide messenger RNA. The record is from the annotation of a GenBank genome assembly. Lineage: Eukaryota; Metazoa; Arthropoda; Ostracoda; Podocopida; Cyprididae.